UGUUUCAGAAUAUCGACGAUUGGAGUGCUUAGUUACACGUCCAAUCGGUCGAUCGAAGACAUCAGUACAAGUUCUUGGGAUAGUUCCGGAGAAAAAAACACGAAAGCUUUUCGAUUUCAGACUCCGUGAGAGUAUUAACCUUUUACGGUUUUGCUUUUGUUGUAGCAGUUUGGUAUGUCAGCCACAAAAUAUGGGAGAAGUUUUAUUUGUCUGGCCAUUGUGGCAAUAAUAAUAGUUUUUUUAUGGGCUGCUCAGUUACCUGAGGUCAUGAAUUUUGUUCCUGAGAACAAGAAUUUGCACUUUCCUCCAAGGCCACAAGGUAUAGGCAACAAUAGCAGUACUACUGGUACUGUCAUUAAGAGCACUUCAGUAACCAUCCAAAAUUCUUCUAUUACAACUCGGAGGGAAAUAAAGACAUGUAUACCUCACAAGCCUGACAAAGCUGGCCAAGAACUGAUUGUGAAGUAUUAUGGCCAGCCAGGACGUGUGGAGGAUCGAAAAUGUUCUGGUACACGUCACCCAGAUAUUUGCUCCUACCAACGAACAGAUUCUGGGGAAAUUAAUGUAUCCUGUGAUGCAAAGGUUUGUGGAUCCUCAGACAUACAAAUGGCAUCUGUUGAUCCACAAAUGGGAAAAUCUGUAACUAACUGGAAUACUUUAUCAAAGGACAGACUCACUGCUUCAGUGCAAGAGGCAGUGAAAACCAACCAAGAGAGAGGAUUUGACUUUCUCUUCUUGAGGUGUGGAAGUAAUCUCCAAGUCUUUUCCUUUCCUCCAAUUUUUAAGAAAGUUGAAGAUGGCAAAACUAGAAGUAACAUCAAUGUAAAUGUGAUUAUGUUGGACUCUAUUUCACGACCCCAUUUUUAUCGUACUAUGCCAAGAGUUGUUGGGGCUUUUAAAAAGAUAAAUGAGGAUGCCAAUAUAAAGGCCAGGGCACUGGACUUUGAACUUGAUCAGAGUAUUGGUCAACAGACUUUUGAGAAUAUAAGGCCAUUUUUUUCUGGAGUUCUUAAAGAUGACAAUGAGAUAAGUGCUUCAGGUGAGAACACAAAGGCCCCUAUAGGAAUGGGGGUGUUGUAUGGGGCCUUCCAGAAAGCUGGCUACCAGACCCUCUUUCAAGAGGACCUUUGUUGGUAUGACAUUUGGGGAAGUUUACUAACAAACAAUCAAAAACGUGCUGUACCCAGUGGAGAUGCUGAAUUCAAAUCCAGGUGGAAGGAAAUUCUAGAAAAAGAGGAACAAAAAACGACCGAUCAUUUUGGCUUAACACACUUCUCCUGCACAGUGUUACAUUAUGUUUUAAAGAGAACUAAUCAUUAUGACUACCCUUCUCAAGUUUGCUUUAAUGGACAGUUUUACAGUUGGUAUUUCAUGGACUACAUCACUAAGGUGUAUACUGCUUUGCAGCAAGACGAGAAAGCUAAACCACUAGUGUCCUACAUGCAUUUUAACACUGCACAUGAAACAACUGGUAAAAGGAUGAUCAACUUAGAUGCUAACAUGGCAAAGUUCUUCAUAGACAUGGCUUCGUUUUCUAACACUCUGACUGUGAUAUUUUCCGAUCAUGGCCAUAAAAUGACACCAUUUAGUUACACUCCUGAAGGCAGAAGAGAAUUAUUUGAUCCAGUGUUCUUCAUGAUUGUCCCUGAUGGUGUUGCAGAUAAACUAGGUCCAGAAAGGAUGGGAGCCCUGGAAACAAACCAAAAACGCAUGUUCAUGUUGUAUGAUGUUCACAAUGCAUUUAUGAGUUUGCACAAUCCUCAGACGAGGAACUCCAGGGAUUACCUAGUUACAGGAAUAUUCUCAGAAAUACCAGCUAACCGCACUUGUGCAGACUUAUUCAUGCUUCCCUUGACAAGAUGCAAAUGCGAGGGUUUUGAUGAAGAAGGUCAUAUCAAAGAUGAUGCAGAAGACCAUAAGUGGCUUGCAGAAGCUGCAGUUGGUUACAUGAAUGAUGCCAUACAAAGACAAUAUGAGAAAGAGGAUAAAGACUCAAAGAAAAACCAAGGUUAUGGAAACUGUGAGCGCCUUGUUGGAAAAUCAUUCACUGAUGUUGUAAAACGUUUCCAAGGAGAAUUCAUCUUAACAACAAUGGAUGUACAUGUGGUUCCUCCAAAUGGAUACCAAGAGGAUGAAAUCUAUAAAGUCUCUGUCAAACAGUACUCUAAACCGAGACAAGGAGUAUUUUUUCUUAGUUUUGUUAGAGUGACAAAGUACAACAAAUUUGUAACUUGCCAAGACAAGUCAGUAGAUAUCAAGCUCUGUGCAUGUGCAAAAAAUCAAACCUCCAACAAUACUAAAAAUGGAGUAUUGUUAGAGAACGGUGUUCCACGGGGAAUGUUUGGAGCAGAAACAAAAGUGAAGAACCUAGAUUCCAACUGUUUGCUGUUCUUGAGAAGGGAUUUUGGGACAUUUUCCUUCACACUGGAAGUGACAAAUGUAUGCACAGAUAGAACAUACAAAUUUUCAAUGACAGGUUCUAUGGAUCAAAGGAUUUUUUCUACUGCUUUACCAAUCAACCGUGUAUUACCACCAAAGACCUUCUUUUUUUUAACAUCUGUCUUCAAAUAUUUAUCAAAAGUUAAUCAAGCUUUGAACUUGAGAGCAAGUAUACAAGUGAAGAAGGAUGGCUCCAGUGAAUUUUCAAGUCUAGGAACUGUUAGUGUCUCAUGAUUAGAUAAAGAUUUUUUAAUAUA
This is a messenger RNA of Pocillopora damicornis (cauliflower coral), 2696 nucleotides long. RefSeq lists its product as uncharacterized. The record is from RefSeq and is a predicted model, not a curated record. NCBI's taxonomy places the organism in Eukaryota, Metazoa, Cnidaria, Anthozoa, Scleractinia, Pocilloporidae.